This is a messenger RNA of Carica papaya (papaya), 2340 nucleotides long. RefSeq names its product SecY protein transport family protein (gene SCY2). The record is from RefSeq and is a predicted model, not a curated record. Lineage: Eukaryota; Viridiplantae; Streptophyta; Magnoliopsida; Brassicales; Caricaceae. Gene Ontology annotation, biological process: protein transport. Gene Ontology annotation, cellular component: membrane.
UAAACCGACCCCCCUCUCAACUUCGUUCUCGACUCCUCUCUGCUCGUCUUGCUUGAGUCUCCAUGGGGGCGACUCUUCUCAGCUCCCACCGCUUCUAUUCCUGCCUCUUCAACGCGAAGCCUCUAAAUUUUCAAGGUGGCUGCGCAGAACACAAUCUACAAUUUUAUCGUCCCACAUAUCCUAGAACACGUUAUAGUCUCAAGAUGAAUAUGGGGAAUUCUAAUCGAAGUUAUUUUUUUAUGCUAAAUCGAUCAUUCAUGUCAAGAAAAAACAAAAGAUUUGCUGCUAAUUCUUCAGAUCAACUCCGAAGUGACUACAUGAAUGUUGAGGCAACAUCUGCAGAAUCUCUUAAUCUUGAAGUUAUUCCACCACAACCUACUGAUGGAGCUGAUUUUGUUAGGUUGCAUGGUGAUGAUAAAUUAGAGACUCUACAGUAUAGAUCGAGAAGAUUUAGAAAUAGGUUUCUAAACUUCGUUCGCCUAAGUUCUGUCCUCAACAAUGCUGCAGAAUCAUUUUUCAAGAGUGAGAUACGGCGAAGGUUAUUUGUAACAGCUGUACUACUUGUAAUUAGUCGUGUUGGAUAUUUCAUUCCUCUACCUGGAUUUGAUAGAAGAUUGAUACCUCAAGAUUACCUUAGCUUUGUCUCUGGUUCUGUUGAUGACCUGGGUGAUUUUGGAUCGGGCCUAAAACUGUCCUUUUUCCAGCUUGGCAUCAGUCCUCAGAUUAUAGCAUCAAUAAUUAUGCAGGUGCUCUGUUAUGUUGUUCCAUCCUUAGUAAAGCUGCGGAAGGAAGGUUUAGAUGGCCACGAGAAGAUAAAGAGUUAUAUAUGGUGGCUUUCACUUGGCUUUGCUAUCUUGGAAGCUGUAAUAGUUGCCUGUAAUUCUCUCCAAUAUUCAAUUUACGCAGCAAGUUACCGGGCCAAGCAUGUGAUGGUGACAACUUUUUUGCUGGUUUGUGGUGCAAUGACUAUGACAUGGAUCUGCGAUACAAUAUCGGAAUCUGGAUUUGGCCAAGGUUCAUCUCUUGUAAUCUGUGUGGGAAUACUAACGGGCUAUAUAGAAACAUUGCACAAGAUGUCAUCUCAGCUCUUGGGAAGUGCUGCGAAUUGGUGGCCGUAUAUACUUGCAGUGUUAGGUGUUUUUACCAUAGUUACUAUGUGGGCAGUUCUUGUAACUGAGGGUUGUAGAAAGAUAAAACUGCAGUACUAUGGAUUCAAACUUGCUUCUGCUGCAAGAGAAGGUUCCCCGAUUACUGAGGUGGAACCCUAUAUCCCUUUUAAAAUCAAUCCAUCAGGAAUGCAACCAAUUCUCACAACAACUUAUCUCUUAGCAUUUCCCAGCAUUCUUGCUAGUAUCCUUGGUUCACGUUUCUGGGAGAAUGUUAAGGAGAUAUUGAACCCUGAGACAUCUGUUGGUGCACCACCUUGGAUUUACUAUUCAAUUUAUGCUUUUUUUGUCUUUCUAUUCAACAUAUUUGACAUUGCCAACUUGCCGAAGGAAAUAUCAGAUUAUUUGAAUAAGAUGGGUGCCAGAAUACCAAAUAUAAAGCCUGGGAAAGCAACAAUUGAGUAUCUCAUGAAGAUUCAGGCGUCAACACGGUUUUGGGGGGGCCUACUGCUAAGUAUUUUGGCAACUAUGUCAACCAUACUGGAUCACUAUUUACGCAGUAUCAAUGAAGGAUUUGCAAUUGGUCUUACUUCUGUUUUAAUAAUUGUGGGUUCCAUUAUAGAACUUGGAAGAUCUUACCAAGCAUAUAAUGUUAUGCCAAGUUUAAGCAAAGCUCUAAGGAGAUAUGGUGUAUAACAUUUGAAGAGGGAACAAUUCAUUAGUAUUGACGACCUGAGACUCUCCGAGGACUAUUGAUCAUUUUCAAUAGCUGUGAUCUAGUCAAUCAGAGCCAGUGUUCUAGGGAAGUUUCUGCACAAAACAAUAAGCACAAAAAUCACCUGAUUGGAGGUAGAUUAAUUCGGUGCUGGAGUUGAUUCUGAGACCUUGAUUUUGGACUUGGACAAAGGACUGCUGCAUCCAGAUAAAGGAUUAUAUCCCACGAGCUAGUGAACAGUCAAUAUGGUGGAAUAUAAGCUUGCAACUUAGUUAUGUAUAAAGAUCGGAACCAGGUCUAAAAUUUUUGUAGAUUCAAGUGAUUCUCGGUAGAAAGAUUUGGAUGUAAAAAAUUAUAGCGGUAGGGUGUUUUGGACUCUAAAUUAUGUAAGCUAUUGGUGUUGCUUAUAAUUUGUACUUGAUGCAGUUUGUAUUUAUGAUUAACAGAUGUACUAAUAUAGUAGGAUCACCCUGAGAUUUUUAUGAUUCGAGCAUGAUGCUGUGCUUGAAUGCUCUCUUA